Dermacentor albipictus is the source of this 959-nucleotide messenger RNA. RefSeq lists its product as uncharacterized. Lineage: Eukaryota; Metazoa; Arthropoda; Arachnida; Ixodida; Ixodidae. The record is from RefSeq and is a predicted model, not a curated record. Gene Ontology annotation, cellular component: membrane.
CUCGCUUCUCCGCAAUGAGGAAGAGGAAGGCGAUCGCUCGCCACCUUGUCUCAACCGUUAGUGAAAGGCGGCAGGCGCCGUCAAGGAUCAACAGCAUGAGCCUCGCCUGCGGGCGCGCCUUCAUAGUGAUCGCCUGAAGGCGAACCACCAGUGCGGGCAGGUCAUCUCCUUUGACGCUCGCGCACCGACACAGCGAGUACCUGAUUUGCUGAAGGUAGCGGGACUGCCAGGAGCCUCUGCCGGCGACCGCACUACGCCGUAGCAAGGGCAAACACCCAGCCUACCGAACGGCUAUAGUCACCGCGCCGAGCAAGGUUCCGGUGGUAACGGCCAUGGCGUACUACACAAGCUACAUCCGGACGCCCUCGGGCGUGCUCAAGAUGUUCCAGAUUCUGGUAGGCCUUGUGAUCGUCAUCAGCCUGAUGAAGUACAACUACGAUCAGCAGGAGAUGGCCUACACCUUCCGCCUGGACACGGUGCUCAUGGCGAUGACCGCCUUCACUUUCAUCCUCGUCUCGGCAGUGCUCCUCCUGUGCGCACUGCUAGACGGCCCCAUGCACGGCUUCAGCGUCACCUACCGACUGCUGAACGUGUUCGCAGUGUUCUGCUACCUCCUCUCCACCACAGGCUACCUGGCUUCCGAGUUCCGCUACGGCGUCGACUGGCACUUCGGCCUCUCCACGGGACUGCUCUGCAUCGGCAAUACUGUCGCGUACGGAGGCAACACGUUCCUCGCCUACAAGACUCUGCUGGAGUGAGCCCUGUCGAGCGACCGGUAGCGAAAACCAAGCCUAGUCCUUCCGAUCGGGUAGCGCUACCGCUACACCCUACAUCAACACCUCACUGUGGAAGCCGACUAGUGCUGCAACGUGUUCACCCAUCUGCGUUCCUUCUUUCCUGCCCCCUACCCCCCAUUUUUUUUCUUUUGAAAUGUGGUCUUCAUUAAAUGUCGAUGUCGA